Molecule: messenger RNA, 16967 nt
Organism: Paramecium octaurelia
Lineage: Eukaryota; Ciliophora; Oligohymenophorea; Peniculida; Parameciidae
Source: the annotation of a GenBank genome assembly
AUGAAUUUCAGAUAAGAUCAAAUUGAUUAUAAGGAUCUGGUGCGAAGGAGAGAGGAGAAACGCCUGGUCAUUGGAAAGAAGAAGAAUCAAUUUGCUACAAGUAUCAAGCAUAUUUACAACGUAGAUUCACUUUCAAAUAAUGAAGAGGUGUACAAACAGUUAUAUCGCUUUGAUCCAGAGGUAUGCAAGUUUUCCAAUUAAAAUAGAGAGAAUUAUAAGAAUACAGUCUGGCUAAGAAUGAGGAACAGCCUAUCUAGCAAGCAGGGCCCAUUGAACAGUCACAAGAGGAGCCAAUCGAGGAAGAAGAGCAAGUAUUGAUUGAAUGAUAAAAUUAGGCUUAACCAGACAAUGUCACAUAUACAGCUAUGGUGAAGGGGUUAUUCAAAGAGAAGGUGCAAGUGUCUAAAAUACAAAAAGCCAAUUACAUCGAUGCUACUGUCUUCCAUUAAUAUUAGAAAUUAAUUUAAACUGGAGAAGAUGCCAUCAAAUUUUUUGCCAAGUAUGGAAACACUACUCCAAUCAAAUUCAUUAAUUGUGUGAGCAAAGCUGGAUUCAUUGAACUCUAAUGUGAAGCUUACAAUAAGAAAGACAAAUUAAGACGUCAAAAUAACACUGAUGGCGCUGAACUUGAGUUGCCUAUGGAAUUCAAUAAAAGUAAGGAACCUUUCCGACCUUAUGACCUGAUUGUUGUCAAAACAAGGGAAAACCAAAAGGAAUAGACAUUAAGAGAAUAUUAUACCAUAUCUGCCCAUGGGAUAGUCCAUGUUUAUACUGAUAAAGGAAAGAAGAGAAUGCAAGGUGAUUCAAGCACUGAAGUCAUCUCACUAUCUGAUUGGAUGCAUGAAAGUACUAUGUUCAAUAUUAUCACCAAUAUUUAAUUUUUCAAAAAUUAUGCCAUAAGUAACAACUUUAUAUAAUUCUAGCCAAAAUCUUUAAUAUUUGGAAAUCCAAUGUCAGGUACAAUCUAUUUAGUAAGACCAGAAAAAGGUUGAUACAUGAAUCCUUUGUAGCCAAACCAGCCUUUGCCCAGCACUUGAUGGACAUCAAUCAAAUGAUGUACGAAUUACAAUUGCAGAAAACUCUAAGUAACAGUAUUCAAUAAGCCAAUAAAACUUGGGAAGCUGAUGACUUCUUCAAAGGAGAUUAAAAGAAAGCCAGAUCGGAUGCAUCCAAACAUUAUGAUUCUGUGAUUGAUAAGGUGUUAUAAAAAUUAGACACUGUCUGCAAAGAAGUAAUUGAUAGAACAAACUAAAACAAUUAAUAAGAAAAUGAAGAAGCCAGAUUUGGAUAAUAAGUCAAAUAGAAACCUAUGAAUGAGGAGAGAAAAGAAAAAGAGGAAAAUGCCUUACUUUUACAAUUGGCAGAAAAAGACAAGGGCAGAUUACAUUUGUUCAUUAAAUUGGUGGAUUACAUGACUGUUGAAACUCUAGUGUCUAUUAAUUAAACUUCUAUGAGCAUGUUAUUGGAGGAAAUGAAAAAAGAACGUAAAAAUGGAUUGUUCAAUACAGCUGUGAAUUUUGAUGUUCAAAUAUUCACACCUGACGAAAAAGAAAUCUCAGAACAUCUGAAAUGCUUGUUAGAUGACAUGAUUGUGGUUAUGAGAAAUACUGCUAGAGUAAUAUCACAUUAAAGUAUGAUUGGAUACAUAAAGAACACUAAAUUAGGGGAAUUGUUAUCUGAGUAAAAAGAAAAUAAGGAUUGCAUUGCUGAUGUCCAAGGUAUCAUUACAGAGAGCAUUGAAUAUUAAAACAUCAAAAAUGAAAUAUUUGAAAAAGUAACUAGUGAUUUUCUAGCUGCAGAAGCCUAUGUAAAUACAAAUUAUAUGAGAUGUAAACCAAUUUAUGAAUUUUUGAAUACUUGGAAUUAGGGAGAAUUUGAAAAGGAGGAACACACACUUGAUAUCAUUAAAUCUCAUGUUAUGGAACUCAAAAAAUGGUUGGCUGAUAUCAAUUUUUAUAUUAAGGAUAUUGCUAAAGGAAUUCUUAAUGUGGAUGGCAAGAAAAUUAAAAAUAAGCUUUAACCAUAAGUUAUUACCAAAUUAGAGAAUUUUAAAGAUUACCUCUACAAAUUGAUGCAAAAGAAAGCCAAUCAAACCUUAACUACCUUAUAGACAUACACAUCUAAUUUAUCUAAGAAUCCCUAGAAUCUUAAAGAGUAUGCUGAAUUUAUAGAAGCUAUAUAAGAAGCUGAAUAAAAUAUCAAAGGACUCGAAACAGCAAAAAUAGAAGUUGAAGCUAUGCAUUCUCUAUUAAAAUCUAAAUUUGAUUUGAAUCCUUUGAAAAACUCUGACAUUGUUAUGAUGGAUGACAUUUAGGCUGAAUAUUUAAGAUUGACUUUGAAAAUUAAAGAAGCUGAAGAAUUGUGUAAAGAAAGAAAAUAAGAAAUGAUGAAAAAGCAUGAGGCUGAAUUUAGUAAAUUCAUUACCAAUAUUCAAAAUACUACUUCUUCUGUCAAUAAAGGAAAAUUGAUAUUAGAAGAAACAUAACCUGCAGAUGCACUACAAUAAUUAAACGAAAUUAAGACCAGAUCUUUAGACAGAUUCAAAGAAUUGGAUAAGAACUAUUAGCAUUAUGCCAAAUUGAUGGGAUUGAGUGUUUCAACAAAUAAAGAUUUACAAGAAUUAGAAGCUACCUAUAAUGAUCGAAGGAUGCUUUGGACUCAUUCUGAUAAAUUCAACAAAUUAUAUGAAGAUCUAUAAAAAAACAUAUUUACCACCUUGAAUGUUGAAGAAAUUGAAAAAGAAAUGAAAAGUUAUGAAAUUGGAAUUUUGAAGUUAAGAUAAAACAUUAACAAUCUAUCAAAGGAAGGAAGAGAUAAAGUAUUAGAUCAACAUGCUAGUAGAGUCGGUAAUGUUUCAUAAUUUAUGCCCGUUAUACAAGCAUUAGGAAAUAAAGAUCUAAGACCUAGACAUUGGAAGAAAAUAUUUGAAGAUCUAGGAUCUGCUUGGUAACCAGGAAAAACCUUUACACUCUAAGAAUUGAUAGCUGACGGCGUCAUGAAUAAGAAAGAUAAAAUAGAAGAAAUAUCAGCCAAGGCAUCAGGUGAAGCUAGUAUUGAAGCAUAAAUUGAAGAUAUCAAAUCAAAGUGGUCAUAAUUAUCAUUCAUAGUCAAUCAUUAUAGAGAAGCUAAGGAUAAAUUUAUUAUUGGUUCUUUAGAUGAUAUUAUUGCAGCAUUAGAUGAUCAUUAAUUAAAAGUUUAAACUAUGUUGGGAACUAGAUUUGUUGCUGAAAUUAGACCAGUUGUUGAGGAAUGGGAAAGGAAGUUAGUUCUCAUUUCAGAUAUCAUUGAUGAAUGGCUAUCUUGUCAAAGAUAAUGGAUGUAUUUAGAAAACAUUUUCAGUGCUGACGAUAUCUAAAAGUAAUUACCUUAAGAAACAACUAAAUUUAUGGGAGUUGAUAAAUUCUGGAGAGACAUUAUGAUGAAAACAUUUAAAAGACCAUUAGUAUAAGAUUGUUGUAAUUCUGAAGAAUUAUUAAAGAAGUUUUAGAUUAAUAAUAAGAUUUUGGAAGAUAUUUAAAAGAGUUUAGAUAAUUAUCUAGAAACAAAAAGAUAAGCAUUUCCAAGAUUUUACUUUUUGUCAAAUGAUGAGUUAUUGGAAAUCUUAUCACAAACUCGUAAUCCUCAUGCAGUUUAAGCUCAUUUAAGAAAGUGUUUUGAUAACAUAAAUAGAAUUAAAUUCUCUGACAUUGAAGACUCAACUGAAAUCAUUGCCAUGUAAUCAGCAGAACCAGAGACAAUGCCUGAAUUGGUUCCAUUUUCAACAAUAGUUAUGGCUUAAGGUCCAGUAGAACAUUGGCUAUUGAGAAUUCAAAAUAUGAUGGUUAAAUCGUUAUAUGAUAUUACUAAGAAGGCAUAUUUAGCAUAUCCAUAAAAGGAAUUAGAGAGAGAUGAGUGGUUAUUCGAAUAUCCAGCAUAGCCAGUUUUGACUGUAGAUUUGAUAAAAUGGACAGAAGGAUGUACGACAGCAAUUGAGAGAAUGGGCAUGGGUAGAAAAACAUCAUUGUCAUAAUAUUACGAUUUUAUGGUCUAAUUAUUAAAUAAGGAAGUGUCAAUUGUGAGAGGAGAUCUGAAUACUCUUCAAAGAACAUUAAUGGGUGCUUUGAUUGUGUUGGAUGUACAUGCUAGAGAUGUUGUUGCAACUAUGGUUGAUAAGAAUGUAGCAUCUUUAAAUGAUUUUGAAUGGGCCAAACAAUUGAGAUAUUAUUGGGAAGCAGACGUCGAUAAUUGUGUAGUCAGAUAAACCAAUACAAGAUUUAUUUAUGGUUAUGAAUACUUGGGAAAUGGACCAAGGUUAGUUAUUACUCCACUUACUGAUAAAUGUUAUAUGACAUUGACAGGAGCAUUGCAUUUAAAUUUUGGAGGAGCUCCUGCAGGACCAGCUGGUACUGGUAAAACUGAAACAACUAAGGAUUUGGCUAAAGCAUUAGCUGUUCAAUGUGUGGUGUUUAAUUGUUCUGAUGGUUUGGAUUUCAAAACCAUGGGUAGAUUCUUUUCAGGAUUAGCAUAAUGUGGAGCUUGGGCAUGUUUCGAUGAAUUUAAUCGUAUAGACAUUGAAGUCUUGUCAGUCAUAGCCUAAUAAAUAUUAACCAUAUAAUAGGCGAUUAGAUAGAAGGUAGAUCAAUUUGAUUUUGAAUCUCGUACAAUUCCUUUGAAUAGAAGAUUUGGAGUAUUUAUUACGAUGAAUCCAGGAUAUGCAGGUAGAACUGAAUUACCAGACAAUCUUAAAGCCUUAUUCAGACCAGUGGCUAUGAUGAUUCCUGAUUAUGCUAUGAUUGCAGAAAUCAUUCUAUUUUCAGAAGGAUUUGAAGGUGGUAGAAUAUUAGCUCGUAAGAUGGUUAAUUUAUAUUCAUUAUCAUCUGAACAAUUAAGUAAGCAGGAUCACUAUGAUUUUGGUAUGAGAGCAGUCAAAUCAGUGUUGGUUAUGGCAGGUGCCUUACGUAGAAAGAAUGCAAAUAAGCCUGAAAAUGAAGUGCUUAUCAAAGCAAUGAAGGAUAGCAAUGUUCCAAAGUUUCUUGAGCAUGAUCUACCAUUAUUCAAUGGAAUUAUCAAAGAUCUAUUCCCAGAAGUGGAUAUGAAAGAAGAAAUAGAUAAAUAAUUAGUUGAUGCUAUUACAANUCGUAAUCCUCAUGCAGUUUAAGCUCAUUUAAGAAAGUGUUUUGAUAACAUAAAUAGAAUUAAAUUCUCUGACAUUGAAGACUCAACUGAAAUCAUUGCCAUGUAAUCAGCAGAACCAGAGACAAUGCCUGAAUUGGUUCCAUUUUCAACAAUAGUUAUGGCUUAAGGUCCAGUAGAACAUUGGCUAUUGAGAAUUCAAAAUAUGAUGGUUAAAUCGUUAUAUGAUAUUACUAAGAAGGCAUAUUUAGCAUAUCCAUAAAAGGAAUUAGAGAGAGAUGAGUGGUUAUUCGAAUAUCCAGCAUAGCCAGUUUUGACUGUAGAUUUGAUAAAAUGGACAGAAGGAUGUACGACAGCAAUUGAGAGAAUGGGCAUGGGUAGAAAAACAUCAUUGUCAUAAUAUUACGAUUUUAUGGUCUAAUUAUUAAAUAAGGAAGUGUCAAUUGUGAGAGGAGAUCUGAAUACUCUUCAAAGAACAUUAAUGGGUGCUUUGAUUGUGUUGGAUGUACAUGCUAGAGAUGUUGUUGCAACUAUGGUUGAUAAGAAUGUAGCAUCUUUAAAUGAUUUUGAAUGGGCCAAACAAUUGAGAUAUUAUUGGGAAGCAGACGUCGAUAAUUGUGUAGUCAGAUAAACCAAUACAAGAUUUAUUUAUGGUUAUGAAUACUUGGGAAAUGGACCAAGGUUAGUUAUUACUCCACUUACUGAUAAAUGUUAUAUGACAUUGACAGGAGCAUUGCAUUUAAAUUUUGGAGGAGCUCCAGCAGGACCAGCUGGUACUGGUAAAACUGAAACAACUAAGGAUUUGGCUAAAGCAUUAGCUGUUCAAUGCGUGGUGUUUAAUUGUUCUGAUGGUUUGGAUUUCAAAACUAUGGGUAGAUUCUUUUCAGGAUUAGCAUAAUGUGGAGCUUGGGCAUGUUUCGAUGAAUUUAAUCGUAUAGACAUUGAAGUCUUGUCAGUCAUAGCCUAAUAAAUAUUAACCAUAUAACAGGCUAUUAGAUAGAAGGUAGAUCAAUUUGAUUUUGAAUCUCGUACAAUUCCUCUGAAUAGAAGAUUUGGAGUAUUUAUUACAAUGAAUCCAGGAUAUGCAGGUAGAACUGAAUUACCAGACAAUCUUAAAGCCUUGUUCAGACCAGUGGCUAUGAUGAUUCCUGAUUAUGCUAUGAUUGCAGAAAUCAUUCUAUUUUCAGAAGGAUUUGAAGGUGGUAGAAUAUUAGCUCGUAAGAUGGUUAAUUUAUAUUCAUUAUCAUCUGAACAAUUAAGUAAGCAGGAUCACUAUGAUUUUGGUAUGAGAGCAGUCAAAUCAGUGUUGGUUAUGGCAGGUGCCUUACGUAGAAAGAAUGCAAAUAAGCCUGAAAAUGAAGUGCUUAUCAAAGCAAUGAAGGAUAGCAAUGUUCCAAAGUUUCUUGAACAUGAUCUACCAUUAUUCAAUGGAAUUAUCAAAGAUCUAUUCCCAGAAGUGGAUAUGAAAGAAGAAAUAGAUAAAUAAUUAGUUGAUGCUAUUACAAAUUAACUCAAAUUGAUUCAUUAUGAUGAUCCAGCUGCUUUUAAAAAGAAAAUCUGCUAAUUGAUGGAAACCAUACAAGUGAGACACGGAGUCAUGGUUGUUGGUCUAACUGGUACUGGUAAAACUACAUUAAUACAUACUCUUGCAAGAGCUAUGGAAUAGUUAAAUAAAGAAGGAUCUUAAGAUUAUUAUCAUAAAGUUGUGUAAAAGCAAACAUUGAAUCCAAAAUCAGUUACUAUGAAUGAAUUGUUUGGUUAUACUAAUGUGUUAACAAAUGAAUGGACAGAUGGUAUUGUUGCUAGUAUAGUAAGAACUGCAGUUACAGAUACAACUGAUCAGAAGAAGUGGAUCAUUUUUGAUGGUCCAGUGGAUGCACUUUGGAUUGAAAAUAUGAAUACAGUGUUGGAUGAUAAUAAAAUGUUAUGUUUAAACAAUGGUCAGAGAAUUAAGUUGCCUGCCACAUUCACUAUGAUGUUUGAAGUUUAAGAUUUGGCAGUGGCAUCUCCAGCUACAGUAAGUAGAUGUGGUAUGGUUUACAUGGAACCACAUCAUCUAGGAUGGGAACCAUUAGUAAAGACAUGGGGAGUGUAAAUGAGAGAAUAGUAUAUGAAAGAUGAUAAGGUUCCAACCUAUGUGGAUACUCUAAUUGAUAAGAUUGAGCAUUUCUUUAAAGAUAAUUUGAAAGUUGUGAGAGAAGAAUUCAAAGAGAAAAUUCCAACUACUGUUAACAAUAUUUUGAAAUCACUACUUAAUUUGGCUUAAAUUAAUUUGAAAUCAUUGACUGAAACGGUUAAUCUAGAGAAGUUGAACAAAUUUGAUAUGGAAUCUCAUAUUGCUAUGGUAUUGAUUUUCAGUUACAUCUGGAGUGCUGGAGCAAAUCUACAUGAUUCCAGUAGAUCUUAAUUUAGUUAAUAUUUGAAAGGAAAGAUCAUUUCAUUAUUUAGUGGAUUCCCAUUUGAAGGAGAUGUCUACGAUUACUAUUGUGAUUACAAGAGCAAGGAAUUCAAACCUUGGACUGAUAAAAUUUAAGAGUUCAAAUAUGAUUCAAACAUACCUUAUUUCAAUAUCUUAGUACCAACAAGUGACACAGUCAAAUUCAAAUAUUUGAUCACUCAAUUAAUUGAGGGAGGAUUCAAUAUUCUUCUAUCUGGAGAAACUGGUACUGGAAAGACCGUUAUUAUAAAUGAAUACUUGUAUAGUUUAGAAUAAGAAAGGUUCGUGUUCUCUACACUGAACUUCUCUGCAUAAACUAGUGCCAAGAACUUAUAAGAUCUAUUCAUGGAUAAAGAUAAGUUUAUGAAAAAGAAGAAAGAUCUGUUAGGUCCACCAGCUGGUCGUAAAAUGAUCCUCUUUAUUGAUGAUGUUAAUAUGCCUGCAUUGGAAAAGUAUGGUGCUUAACCACCAAAUGAAUUGUUUAGAUAAAUCAUCGAUCAAGGGGGAUUCUAUGAUCUCAAGAAAUUGUAUUUCAUGUAUGUUAAGGAUUGNUUAUGGCAGGUGCCUUACGUAGAAAGAAUGCAAAUAAGCCUGAAAAUGAAGUGCUUAUCAAAGCAAUGAAGGAUAGCAAUGUUCCAAAGUUUCUUGAGCAUGAUCUACCAUUAUUCAAUGGAAUUAUCAAAGAUCUAUUCCCAGAAGUGGAUAUGAAAGAAGAAAUAGAUAAAUAAUUAGUUGAUGCUAUUACAAAUUAACUCAAAUUAAUUCAUUAUGAUGAUCCAGCUGCUUUUAAAAAGAAAAUCUGCUAAUUGAUGGAAACCAUACAAGUGAGACACGGAGUCAUGGUUGUUGGUCUAACUGGUACUGGUAAGACUACGUUAAUACAUACUCUUUCAAGAGCUAUGGAAUAGUUAAAUAAAGAAGGAUCUUAAGAUUACUAUCAUAAAGUCGUGUAAAAGUAAACAUUGAAUCCAAAAUCAGUUACUAUGAAUGAAUUGUUUGGUUACACUAAUGUGUUAACAAAUGAAUGGACAGAUGGUAUUGUUGCUAGUAUAGUAAGAACUGCAGUUACAGAUACAACUGAUCAGAAGAAGUGGAUCAUUUUUGAUGGUCCAGUGGAUGCACUUUGGAUUGAAAAUAUGAAUACAGUGUUGGAUGAUAAUAAAAUGUUAUGUUUAAAUAAUGGUCAGAGAAUUAAGUUGCCUGCCACAUUCACUAUGAUGUUUGAAGUUUAAGAUUUGGCAGUGGCAUCUCCAGCUACAGUAAGUAGAUGUGGUAUGGUUUACAUGGAACCACAUCAUCUAGGAUGGGAACCAUUAGUAAAGACAUGGGGAGUGUAAAUGAGAGAAUAGUAUAUGAAAGAUGAUAAGGUUCCAACCUAUGUGGAUACUCUAAUUGAUAAGAUUGAGCAUUUCUUUAAAGAUAAUUUGAAAGUUGUGAGAGAAGAAUUCAAAGAGAAAAUUCCAACUACUGUUAACAAUAUUUUGAAAUCACUACUUAAUUUGGCUUAAAUUAAUUUGAAAUUAUUGACUGAUACAGUUAAUCUAGAGAAGUUGAACAAAUUUGAUAUGGAAUCUCAUAUUGCUAUGGUAUUGAUUUUCAGUUACAUCUGGAGUGCUGGAGCAAAUCUACAUGAUUCCAGUAGAUCUUAAUUUAGUUAAUAUUUGAAAGGAAAGAUCAUUUCAUUAUUUAGUGGAUUCCCAUUUGAAGGAGAUGUCUACGAUUACUAUUGUGAUUACAAGAGCAAGGAAUUCAAACCUUGGACUGAUAAAAUUUAAGAGUUCAAAUAUGAUUCAAACAUACCUUAUUUCAAUAUCUUAGUACCAACAAGUGACACAGUCAAAUUCAAAUAUUUGAUCACUCAAUUAAUUGAGGGAGGAUUCAAUAUUCUUCUAUCUGGAGAAACUGGUACUGGAAAGACCGUUAUUAUAAAUGAAUACUUGUAUAGUUUAGAAUAAGAAAGGUUCGUGUUCUCUACACUGAACUUCUCUGCAUAAACUAGUGCCAAGAACUUAUAAGAUCUAUUCAUGGAUAAAGAUAAGUUUAUGAAAAAGAAGAAAGAUCUGUUAGGUCCACCAGCUGGUCGUAAAAUGAUCCUCUUUAUUGAUGAUGUUAAUAUGCCUGCAUUGGAAAAGUAUGGUGCUUAACCACCAAAUGAAUUGUUUAGAUAAAUCAUCGAUCAAGGGGGAUUCUAUGAUCUCAAGAAAUUGUAUUUCAUGUAUGUUAAGGAUUGCCAAUUCAUUACAGCCUGUGCUCCUCCAGGAGGUGGACGUAACCCUGUUACUCCUCGUUUAUUCAGGCAUUUCAAUCAAACCUGGUGUCCAGAUCUCUCUUAAAGAUCCAUGGAAGUCAUCUUCACUGCUAUUCUUAAAGGAUUUCUUAUGGAAUAAAAUAAAGGAUUGGAUAAAUUUGCAUCUUACAUUGUCAAAUCAAGUGUAGAAAUCUAUUUUAAAAUUACCAAGGAAUUGUUACCUACUCCAACCAAAUCUCAUUAUACUUUCAACUUGAGAGAUCUCAGCAAAGUUAUUUAAGGAAUAUUACAAAUUAGAUAUGACAACUUAACAAAUAAGGAAAUGCUCAUUUAAUUGUGGACACAUGAAUCACAAAGAGUAUUCUAAGAUAGAUUGGUCGAUGACAAAGAUAGAGAUUGGUUUUUGACUCUUCUAAUGGGGCACACUCAGAGAGUCUUUGAAUUUGAAUGGGAGAAACUUCAAGUUUAGAAUCUCCUCUUUGGUGAUUAUAGCAAUGCUAAUAAGGAUUAUAUUAGAAUUGAUAACCCGCAAGAAUUGCCUCGUAAAUUCUAAGACUUCUUAAAUAUGUAUAACGCAACUCAAAAGCAAAUGAAUCUUGUAUUCUUCACUGAUGCCAUCAUGCAUCUUAGUAGAUUAUGCAGAAUUCUGAGAUAACCGAGAGGUAAUGCACUUCUGAUUGGUGUUGGUGGUUCAGGAAGACAAUCACUGACUAAAUUAUCUGCUUAAACAAGAGGAUAAACUGUAUUUAGCAUAGAGAUUACCAAGAAUUAUAGAGAGCAAUCAUGGAAGGAUGAUCUUAAGAAAUUGUUAAAAACAGCAGGAGCUAAGGAUUAGCCUGUAGUAUUCUUGUUUUCUGAUACUUAAGUUGUUAGAGAAUCAUUUUUAGAAGAUAUUAACAAUGUUCUUAAUACUGGCGAAGUGCCUAAUUUAUGGGCAACUGAAGACAUUGAAGAAAUUAUUAAUGAUGUCAGACCUUUGGCGAAGGAAUAGGGCUUAUAUGACUCCAGAGAUGUUUUGCUUAAAUUCUUUGUAAGUAGAGUCAGAGAGAAUUUGCAUAUUGUCCUAGCCUUCUCGCCUGUUGGAGAAAAGUUGAGAAACAGAUGCAGACAAUUCCCAUCAAUUAUUAAUUGUUGUACCAUUGAUUGGUUUGACAAAUGGCCAGAUGAAGCACUCAGUAGUGUUGCAAUGAAAGAAUUGGGAGGGUAAGAACAUUUAGGAAUUGGAGAAUUUAUGGAUAGCUUGGCUAAUAUGUCAGUUAUCAUCCAUUCAGACGUGAAAACAUAUAGUGAACGAUUUUAUGAUGAAUUAAGAAGAAAGAACUAUGUUACACCUACAAGUUAUUUGGAACUAUUGAAAUUGUACAUUGACAUGAUGAAGGUGUAAUCGAAUAUAUUACCACAAAAAAUAAAGAAAUAUACUGUUGGAUUAUAAACUUUGAAGGAUACUAAUGAGGAAGUUGGAAAGUUGCAAAAGAAAAUUAUUGAGUUUUAACCUAUUCUUGAACAAAGUGCAAAGGACAAUGCCAAAAUGAUGGUUGAAUUAGAAGGCAAAUCAAAAGAAGCUAAUGUCACUGAGUAGAUUGUAUCAAAAGAGGCAGCUGAGGCAUAGAAGAAAAAGGACGAAGUUAAUGAAAUGAGAGAUUCCUGCCAAGCUGAAUUAGAUUAAGCAUUGCCUAUCUUAGAAUAAGCAUAAAAGGCAGUUCAGAGCAUUGAUAAAGCAGCUAUCAAUGAAAUGAAGGCCUUAAAGACUCCACCAAAUCUAGUGUAAAUUGUCAUGUGUGCAGUCAACCUACUCUUCGGAGAAAAAGAAGACUGGCCAACUGCUUAAAAACUUCUCGGUCGUAUGACAUUUAUUUAAGAUCUACUUGAUUUUGAUGUAACAACAGUCCAAGAAAGAAGGCUACAGAAAUUGAAGUAAACUUAUCUAAGCAAUCCUGAUUUCACUAAAGAAAAGAUUUUGAAUGUGUCACAAGCAGCUACAACUUUGUUAGUAUGGGUAGUUGCAACUGAAAAAUUUGCUUAAGUUAAAAAAGUAGUUGGGCCUAAAGAGAAGGCAUUAAAAGAAGCUGAAGCAUCUUUGAAGAAAGUGGAAUAAGAAUUGUCAGUAAAGAUGGGAUAGUUGAAGGAAGUGUAAGAUAUGGUUAAUGAACUCAAGAGAAACCUUUAGACUUCUAUUAAUAAAUCAGAAAUGUUGAGAUAGCAAUAAUAGACAGCUGAGAUCUAAUUGGUAAGAGCAGAGAAGUUAGUUUCAGGAUUAGCUAGUGAGGCUGAGAGAUGGAAAGUCAAUGCAGCACUGUUAGAAGAAGAUUUAAGGAAUCUAGUUGGAAACAUUAUAUUGGCAGCUGGAUCAAUAGCAUAUCUUGGGCCAUUUACUUACAAUUAUAGAUCUGAAAUCAUAGCCAAAUGGAUCAACAAUUGUAAGGAGUUGAGUAUUCCUGUCAGUGACAAUUUCACUCUCUAAAGAAUUUUAGCAGAAGAAGUAACCAUUAGAGAAUGGCAAGAAGCUGGAUUACCUGCAGACAAUUUAUCAAUUGACAAUGGAAUCUUUGUUUUCAAUUGCAGAAGAUGGCCCUUAAUUAUAGACCCCUAAGGCUAAGCUAAUAAAUGGAUCAAAGCACUAGGAAAGGAAACCAAUUUACAAAUUACAAAAUUGAGUGAAAGUAAUUUCUUAAAGACUCUUGAAAACUCGAUUCGUUUUGGAUAAUAAGUUUUAAUGGAAAAUGUUGAAGAAGAACUUGAUCCAUCUUUAGAACCUAUAUUAUAAAAACAAAUCUUCAAAAAAGGAGCUCAAUAUCUCUUACGUCUAGGUGACUAGGAUAUUCCUUACAACAAUGAAUUCAAAUUAUAUUUUACUACCAAACUACCAAAUCCUCAUUACAUACCUGAAAUCAGUAUUAAAACUACUAUCAUUAAUUUUACAGUCACACCAUAAGGUUUAGAAGACUAAUUAUUGGUUGAAGUGGUGCGAUAAGAAAGAAUUGAUUUGGAAGAAAAAAGAGUUAAUUUGAUUCUUUAAAUAUCCUAAGAUAAGAGAUAAUUACAAGAAUUGGAAGAUAAGAUAUUGAAGUUGAUAUCUGAGGCAUAGGGUAGAAUAUUGGAAGAGGAAGAUUUGAUUACAACCUUGGAUGCUUCUAAAAUUACAUCUGAUACAGUCAAUUAACGUAUGGCUUAGUCUAAGAUUACAGCUGAGGAAAUUAAUUAAGCAAGAGAACAAUAUCGUAUUAUUGCUAGAAGAGGAUCAGUCAUUUACUUUGUUAUUGCAGAUCUUGCUUUGAUUGACCCUAUGUAUCAAUAUUCCCUAGAGUUCUUUAUUAAAUUAUUUAAAAAGAGACUAGAAGUAGCACCCAAUCCUCCAUCUUUAGAAGAAAGAUUAGCAGUACUCAUUGACGAUAUUACUAAAGCAUUUUAUAUCAAUAUUUGCAGAGGAUUGUUUGAGAAGGAUAAAUUGUUGUUUAGUUUUUUGAUUGCUAGUAAGAUCUAAUUGUAGGCUCAAUACAUACAUGCUAGAGAAUGGAAUAUCUUUUUAAGAGGAGGCACUGGUUAAGUACCUCAUGAAGAACAUCCUUCAUUCUUAAAUGAGAAAUCAUGGAAGAAUUGUAUGAUUUUAAGUAAGCAAUCUCAUGUCUUUGCUUAAUUGCCAAUGUCCCUAAAGGAUAGUAAUGAUGAAUAAUUAUGGAGAGAGGUUAUGGAUGUUUAAGACCCAUGGAAAUGUGAUUUACCCCUUGUUUUCCGAUCAUUAGAUCCAUUUUAGAAGUUAUUAUUAUUCAAAACACUUAGAGAUGAAAAAUUGGUUAUCUUAAUUAAAAAUUAUGUGUCUGACACCUUAACAUCAUUCUUUAUUGAACCACCUGUUUUCAAUUUGAAAGGUGCAUUUUAAGAUUCAUCUUGUACUACUCCAAUUAUAUUCGUAUUAUCUCCAGGUGCUGAUCCAAUUACAUAUUUAUUGAACUUGGCUAAAGAUAUGGAAAUGGAAACUAAAUUAAAAAUCAUCUCAUUAGGUUAAGGAUAAGGUAACAUUGCAAAGGAAUUGAUUAAAACAGGUAGAAGAACAGGAGAUUGGGUAUGUUUGUAGAAUUGUCACUUGGCUAUUACAUGGAUGCCAGAAUUAGAGAGAAUUCAAGAAUUGUAAGUAGAAGCAGACACUGAUGCCAAUUAUAGGUUAUGGUUAACCAGUAUGCCUACAGAUAAAUUCCCUGUUCCAGUAUUAUAGAGUGGUAUCAAAUUAACAAACGAGCCACCUAAAGGAUUAAAAGCCAAUAUGAUGAGAACCUAUAAUGAUCUAUCUGGAUAUGAUUCUUGCACUAAGCAAGAUGAAUAUAAGAAACUCUUAUUCUCCUUGGCUUUCUUCCAUGCUGUUAUUUUGGAAAGGAGAAAGUUUGGACCCAUAGGUUGGAAUAUUCCAUAUGAAUGGAUGAAUUCAGAUUUUGAAACUUGUUAAUUAUAAUUGAAGAUGUACUUGGAUGAAUAACCAGAAGUACCAUAUCAAACACUCAAUUAUAUUAUUUCAGAAAUCAAUUAUGGUGGUAGAGUUACAGAUGAUAAGGAUGUUAGAUUGAUUACUGAUCUACUCAAAUAAUAUUUCUGUCCAGCUGUUCUGAAUGAUUCAAACUAUAUAUUCUCAUCAAGUGGUGUUUAUCAUCCUCCUUAGAUUGUAGAUUUGCAAUCAGUUAUUCAAUAUAUAAGUUCAUUGCCUUUNUGUAUCAAUAUUCCCUAGAGUUCUUUAUUAAAUUAUUUAAAAAGAGACUAGAAGUAGCACCCAAUCCUCCAUCUUUAGAAGAAAGAUUAGCAGUACUCAUUGACGAUAUUACUAAAGCAUUUUAUAUCAAUAUUUGCAGAGGAUUGUUUGAGAAGGAUAAAUUGUUGUUUAGUUUUUUGAUUGCUAGUAAGAUCUAAUUGUAGGCUCAAUACAUACAUGCUAGAGAAUGGAAUAUCUUUUUAAGAGGAGGCACUGGUUAAGUACCUCAUGAAGAACAUCCUUCAUUCUUAAAUGAGAAAUCAUGGAAGAAUUGUAUGAUUUUAAGUAAGCAAUCUCAUGUCUUUGCUUAAUUGCCAAUGUCCCUAAAGGAUAGUAAUGAUGAAUAAUUAUGGAGAGAGGUUAUGGAUGUUUAAGACCCAUGGAAAUGUGAUUUACCCCUUGUUUUCCGAUCAUUAGAUCCAUUUUAGAAGUUAUUAUUAUUCAAAACACUUAGAGAUGAAAAAUUGGUUAUCUUAAUUAAAAAUUAUGUGUCUGACACCUUAACAUCAUUCUUUAUUGAACCACCUGUUUUCAAUUUGAAAGGUGCAUUUUAAGAUUCAUCUUGUACUACUCCAAUUAUAUUCGUAUUAUCUCCAGGUGCUGAUCCAAUUACAUAUUUAUUGAACUUGGCUAAAGAUAUGGAAAUGGAAACUAAAUUAAAAAUCAUCUCAUUAGGUUAAGGAUAAGGUAACAUUGCAAAGGAAUUGAUUAAAACAGGUAGAAGAACAGGAGAUUGGGUAUGUUUGUAGAAUUGUCACUUGGCUAUUACAUGGAUGCCAGAAUUAGAGAGAAUUCAAGAAUUGUAAGUAGAAGCAGACACUGAUGCCAAUUAUAGGUUAUGGUUAACCAGUAUGCCUACAGAUAAAUUCCCUGUUCCAGUAUUAUAGAGUGGUAUCAAAUUAACAAACGAGCCACCUAAAGGAUUAAAAGCCAAUAUGAUGAGAACCUAUAAUGAUCUAUCUGGAUAUGAUUCUUGCACUAAGCAAGAUGAAUAUAAGAAACUCUUAUUCUCCUUGGCUUUCUUCCAUGCAGUGAUUUUGGAAAGGAGAAAGUUUGGACCCAUAGGUUGGAAUAUUCCAUAUGAAUGGAUGAAUUCAGAUUUUGAAACUUGUUAAUUAUAAUUGAAGAUGUACUUGGAUGAAUAACCAGAAGUACCAUAUCAAACACUCAAUUAUAUUAUUUCAGAAAUCAAUUAUGGUGGUAGAGUUACAGAUGAUAAGGAUGUUAGAUUGAUUACUGAUCUACUCAAAUAAUAUUUCUGUCCAGCUGUUCUGAAUGAUUCAAACUAUAUAUUCUCAUCAAGUGGUGUUUAUCAUCCUCCUUAGAUUGUAGAUUUGCAAUCAGUUAUUCAAUAUAUAAGUUCAUUGCCUUUGGAAGAUGAUCCAGAAGUAUUUGGUUUACAUGCCAAUGCAAACAUUACUUUCUAAUAAAAAACAGUGGCUGAAUUUAUGAGUACUCUACUAUCAGUGCAACCAAGAAUGGUAGCAGAAAAGGGAGUAGAAGAAACACCUGAUUAAAUUGUGUUUAAAGUAGCCAAAGAAAUACUUGGAAAACUGCCUCCACUUUUAGUUUAGAAGAAAGAAGUGGCCAUUGAAUCAUUAGCCAUUUUUAGAUCAUAAGAAGUCGACCGUUUCAUUAAAUUGGUCCGAGUUAUGAAAAACUCAUUGGAAUUAUUAUAGAAGGCUAUUCAAGGAUUAGUUGUAAUGUCUAUCGAAUUAGAAAAAAUGUUCAAUUCCUUCUUGGAUGCUAAGGUCCCUGAAAAUUGGGAGAAUGUGGCCUAUCCAUCUCUAAAACCUCUAGGUUCCUGGGUUACAGAUCUCAUCUAAAGAUUGGUAUUUAAUAACAUAAUUUAAUUUUAGGAAUUCUUUAAGUAGUGGCUCGAAAAUGGAACUAUGAAAUCCUAUUGGUUGUCAGCUAUGUUCUUCCCUCAAGGUUUCAUGACUGCCACUAAAUAGACAUAUGCUCGUAAAACCAAGACUCCUAUUGACACUUUGACCUUCAGAACUUAAGUUAGACCUUUCUACAAGGAUAAUAUUUAAGAUGUUCCUUAAGAUGGUAUUUAAUGAUCUCAUACGUAGGUGUCAAUAUUGAUGGUCUCUAUUUACAAGGAUGCAAAUGGGAUGUUGGAACUAAUCAAUUGGAGGAAUCUGAUCCUUUAGUUUUGUUCUAAGAAAUGCCAGUUGUUUGGUAAUAUUUUACAUUCUAUUAGAAUAGGCUUGAACCUGUAAUAGCAUCAACUUAGAAUCAGAAUUCUUAGAAAUUCUACAAAUGUCCUCUUUACAAGACUUCCACUAGAAGGGGAACACUAUCAACAACAGGUCAUUCAACCAACUUUGUGUUAUAUUUGGAACUAAUUACUGGUGUGGAACCAGCUGUUUGGACUAGACGUGGAGUUGCACUAUUAUGUCAACUUGAUGAUUGAUUUUCAUUUAUCG